GCGUGACUAAAUGAGACGCUCACCACUACAUGCAGCCCAAAAAAAACAACAACGUUUUACGUGCGUGAAAAUUGGUUAAGUUUUUAUAAAAAAAACGUAGUAAACUGAUUUUUUGACAGUUAUCGAACAAUCCAUAUGCUGCGGGGGAGUGCGGGGCUAAGGGCUUUAAUCAGCAGGACAGUCCAAAAAGGUCCGCAAACGUGAAUUUUGCGAAAGUGAAAACGGGGUUGUGCUGUGUGUGUGUGGAAAACGGAACAAAACGGUGCCAAAAACGCAAGGAAAAGCUGCAAAAGCGGUGCACGGCAUACGGGUUGAUAAAGCAGAAGAUUUGGACAAACGCGGCAGCCAAAGAUAUAGGCAAGAAAUCUGUGCUUUUAAGCGAUUUGCCAGCAAUACAAAUUACCAACAUCCAGUAACCACCCACACAAACAUAUUGUGUACACAAUAUAUACAUACAUACGUAUAUUUGCGUAGUGCGGCGCUCGAAAAGCAGUUUCCCAUCACCAUCUCAUCAUCACCGCCAUUCAUUGUAAACCCACUCCGGAAUCCAUCCCACCUCUGCCGUACCACAUGUCCUACAUGAUGGCCAAAACGCUGGAGGAGCAGAGCCUGCGGGAGUGCGAACACUACAUCCAGACCCACGGAAUCCAGCGAGUCCUCAAGGACUGCAUCGUCCAGCUGUGCGUCUGCAGACCCGAGAAUCCCGUGCAGUUCCUGCGACAGUACUUCCAGAAACUCGAGAGGGAACAAGUCAAACUGGAUGCCAGUAGACAGGUAAUCAGCCCCGACGACUGCGAAGAUCUCAGCCCGAUGCCACAGACAGCAGCUCCGCCGGUUCGCAGGCGAGGUGGAAUCUCCGCCGAACCCGUAACCGAAGAGGAUGCCACCAACUAUGUUAAGAAGGUGGUACCCAAGGACUACAAGACGAUGAAUGCCCUGUCCAAGGCGAUUGCCAAGAACGUCCUGUUUGCCCACUUGGAUGAGAGCGAGCGAUCCGAUAUAUUUGAUGCCAUGUUCCCUGUGAAUCACAUUGCCGGCGAGAAUAUCAUCCAGCAGGGCGAUGAAGGCGACAACUUUUACGUGAUUGAUGUGGGAGAGGUCGAUGUUUUCGUCAACUCCGAACUGGUGACCACCAUCAGCGAGGGCGGGAGCUUUGGUGAACUGGCCCUCAUCUAUGGCACUCCUCGCGCCGCCACCGUGCGCGCCAAAACCGAUGUGAAGCUGUGGGGCAUCGACCGCGACUCCUACCGCCGCAUCCUGAUGGGCUCGACCAUCCGCAAGCGCAAGAUGUAUGAGGAGUUCUUGUCGCGCGUGUCAAUUCUGGAGAGCCUGGACAAAUGGGAGCGCCUCACAGUGGCCGAUUCUCUGGAGACGUGCUCCUUCGAUGACGGUGAGACGAUUGUCAAGCAGGGAGCCGCUGGCGAUGAUUUCUACAUCAUCCUCGAGGGCUGUGCGGUGGUGCUGCAGCAGCGUUCUGAGCAGGGCGAGGAUCCCGCCGAGGUGGGCCGUUUGGGUAGCAGCGAUUACUUUGGCGAGAUUGCUUUGCUUUUGGACCGACCCCGUGCGGCGACUGUUGUGGCUCGCGGGCCGCUCAAGUGCGUCAAACUGGACCGGGCGAGAUUUGAACGCGUUUUGGGACCCUGCGCCGACAUACUCAAACGCAACAUCACGCAGUACAACAGUUUCGUAUCGUUGUCCGUUUAAGGCCGCAGCAACGACAACAACCACUACAACAAAUCAACAACAAAGAGCAGCAGCAGCAAAGAAAGCAACAACAACCGACAAAACAAACAGAAACAACAACGCAGCGAACGUGGAAAACCAACAUGAAGUCGAUGGGAAAUAGUUGGAUACAUAAAUAGAGAACAAAAACAAACGCUCAGCAGCAUAAACAUGAAGUCGUAAACUAUAUAAGUGUGUAAAAUUAAUUGUCACAGAGCCAUUGGAUUCUCAACUCUUUCGGAGAUUCAGAGUGCACGGGAGCUGAGGGCCAACAAAUAUUAAUUAUCCAAUUCUGUAUGUUGUGCUGAAGUUAUAUAAUAGUGUAUGUGUGUGUCUCUGUGCAAGGUUGCGGCGGGAAGUUCCACACUCCGCAACCCCCAAUAUCGGAGACAGCUUUCCCCGUAUUCAUCUAUUUAAUUCUCUUAACUUCUUUCAAGUUCUUCGGCUAUUUAGAAAAGAAAGCCCAUUUGUAUAAUCUAUGGGACAUGUUGCCUCCUCAAAACGUUUCAUUAAAUAUCCAACAGACAUCUGAAUGUUUUUUAAAAAAGAAAUAAACAAGAUGAAUAUGUGUGUAAUAACUUAAAUCAUACGAAAAUGAAACACACACACAGGCACAAAACACAGACACACGAACUCAUACACUCUCAUACGAGGAAUGAAGUCAUGGAAAUAAUAGGACAUGAAUGAAACAAUUGUAUUUCGCUUAUAUGAUUCGUUGUAGCAAACACACAACGGCAGCAAUUAUGAACCAUCGUAAUUUUAAUUUUAGUAAAUUAUUUUCAAAAGUAAACGCUUAGCACACGAAGUCAGCGAGCCGUUAACUUUUUAAUUAAAUAUUAAAAUCAGUGAAAAAUUCAUGAUUUUCCCACAUGUUUCUUGUUUCUUCAUCGAAAGGUGUUUCGUAAUCUUAACAUAGUUUUAUGAUUUUUAAAUAACUAAUUUAAGCUUGAGCACAGCGAAUGCCUAGGUUAAACUGUUAUCAAAGAGGUAUUUCCGUUCUUCAAAAGUUGUACAUAUGUCAUGUUUAGAAAAUUCUUUUAUUUUCUUGUAUUGUAAGACUGUAAUUUUUGGAGUUUUGGGCUUUUAAAAAACCGGUACAAUAAUUUUGAUCAAGUAAUGAUAGUUAAAAAUUUGAAAUUAUAAUUGAUUGAUUAUACAUAUUUCUUGGAAUAUCCCUAAAAUUACAAAACUAAUGUACUAGGCAUUUCCAACAACUGCCAGCUAACGAGAAGAUAACUUUACAACAAUUUAAGUCGCAGAGUAUGGGUUUGCGUGUGUGUUGGGUGAGUGUGCGUGUGUAUCUGUGUGAACUAAUGAAUAUUACCCAAACGAGAAGUUGCAUUUACAACACUCAGAAAAAAACGCAGCCAACAAAACGAUUUGUGUGUAUAUAUUUAUAAAGCUUAUAUCUGCUCGAUGAUCAUGAAACAUUAUCUACAGCUGUUGCUACAUCACACGCACACACGCACACACUCAUACACUCAUCCACUCACUCUCAAACAGAAAAUCAUAACUCAAUAAUGCGAUUUUGAAAUGCACACAUGCAGAGAUAAAGCUAAAAUUUUGACAGUUUUACAGAAAAGCCAGAAGUUUAAAACGAAAAUAUCUGUGCUGAUAUUUCAGCUGUGACACACUGUUAGAAAAUGAGCAAAAUGCAAAAGGUUGAGCCUAGAACAUUUGUAAGGGGUCUGCGCCGUGUGCAGACCACGCCCAUUUGGGUGUAGAUGGAACCCGCCGGCGGGUUAGAAAGAAAGGAAAUGGCAAAAGCUUAGGAGUGCACGCAAAAAUCAACUUUAGGCCGAAGUGCAGGCAGUGGAGGCAUGGAGAUCGAGAGGAAUACAAUUAAAUUACAAGCAUAAUAUUAUCAAUGUAAAAUCGUAUGUAAAAAAACAAGGCAGAAAUCCAUUA
Molecule: messenger RNA, 3630 nt
Organism: Drosophila erecta
Lineage: Eukaryota; Metazoa; Arthropoda; Insecta; Diptera; Drosophilidae
Gene: Pka-R1
Product: cAMP-dependent protein kinase type I regulatory subunit
Exons: 5
Coding region: 571-1704 (377 amino acids)
Biological process (GO): regulation of protein phosphorylation
Cellular component (GO): cAMP-dependent protein kinase complex
Molecular function (GO): cAMP-dependent protein kinase regulator activity
Source: RefSeq, a predicted model, not a curated record